Messenger RNA from Elephantulus edwardii (Cape elephant shrew), 993 nucleotides. RefSeq names its product trace amine associated receptor 2 (gene TAAR2). Gene Ontology annotation, cellular component: membrane. The record is from RefSeq and is a predicted model, not a curated record. The transcript has a single exon. Gene Ontology annotation, biological process: G protein-coupled receptor signaling pathway. NCBI's taxonomy places the organism in Eukaryota, Metazoa, Chordata, Mammalia, Macroscelidea, Macroscelididae. Gene Ontology annotation, molecular function: trace-amine receptor activity. The coding region runs from base 73 to 993 and encodes 306 amino acids.
GUCUAUGAUUGCUCUGAAUAUGGAAAUGGAUCUUGCCCAGAGAAUGACAGACCGCUGGGUGUUCGAAUAGCUAUGUAUGCGUUUAUGGCAGGAGCCAUAUUCAUCACGGUGUUUGGCAAUCUCGCUAUGAUCAUUUCCAUUUCCUACUUCAAGCAGCUUCACACGCCAACCAACCUCCUCAUCCUCUCCAUGGCUGUCACUGACUUUCUCCUGGGGUUCACCAUCAUGCCGUAUAGUAUGAUACGAUCUGUGGAGAAUUGCUGGUAUUUUGGGAUUACGUUUUGCAAGAUUCAUUACAGUUUUGACCUCAUGCUUAGCAUCACUUCCAUUUUCCAUCUUUGUUCUGUGGCCGUUGAUAGGUUUUAUGCAAUCUGCUAUCCUUUACGUUACUCCACCAAAAUGACCUUGCCAGUCAUUCGACGCUUGCUCCUUCUCUGCUGGUCGAUACCCGGAGCAUUCGCAUUCGGGGUGGUCUUCUCAGAGUCCUACGCUGACGGGAUAGAAGGCUAUGACAUCCUCGUCGCUUGUUCCAGUUCCUGCCCGGUGAUGUUCAACAAGCUGUGGGGAACCACAUUGUUUAUGGCGGGUUUCUUCACUCCUGGGUCCGUGAUGGUGGGGAUUUAUGGCAAAAUUUUUGCAGUAUCCAGAAAACACGCUCGUGCAAUCAGUAACUUGCCAGAAAAUCAAAACAGCCAGAUGAGGAAAGACAAAAAAGCGGCUAAAACUUUAGGAAUUGUGAUGGGUGUUUUCUUACUCUGCUGGUUUCCCUGUUUCUUUACAAUUUUACUAGAUCCCUUUUUGAACUUUUCCACUCCUGUGAUUUUAUUUGAUGCUCUGACAUGGUUUGGCUAUUUUAACUCCACCUGUAAUCCCUUAAUAUAUGGUUUCUUCUAUCCCUGGUUUCGCAAAGCACUUAAGUACAUUUUGCUAGGUAAAAUUUUCAGCUCACAUUUCCACAAUACGAAUCUGUUCACUCAAAAAGAAACUGAAUAG